Messenger RNA from Leptomonas pyrrhocoris, 1128 nucleotides. RefSeq lists its product as hypothetical. Gene Ontology annotation, biological process: resolution of meiotic recombination intermediates; double-strand break repair via homologous recombination. The transcript has a single exon. The record is from RefSeq and is a predicted model, not a curated record. Lineage: Eukaryota; Euglenozoa; Kinetoplastea; Trypanosomatida; Trypanosomatidae. Gene Ontology annotation, cellular component: RecQ family helicase-topoisomerase III complex; nuclear body. The coding region runs from base 124 to 1128 and encodes 334 amino acids.
GUGCACUUCAUCAUCGUAGAUUGUGUGCGGAGAGACAGUUUUGUUUCUAUCGACAGCUGAUGUAGUUUUUUUUUCCUCUUUUCCCUUUCAUCUUCUUUGACUACGUCGGGGUCAGGUUGGCCAAUGACAACUCUCGCGGACAGAGUGAGAAGCGAGUUUUCGCUGUCACUCUCCGCCGACUACGCCGAGCGGUGUCUACAAGCAACGCCGAAUUUAACGUCUUCGGAGCUGUACCAAAAGGCACUGAAAGAAAAUCUGCGCGACAUUUGCGGCGCCAGCGUGCUGCCAUACGGAGUGGCAGCCCAAGUUGCCGCGACACUGCCGAACGCGGUGGUGCUGCAAAUUAAUAACUCACGCGACGCAACGCAGCCGCUGCGACCGUGUGCGGACAUCACGGAUGAAGAGGCCAUCCUGAACGCAGCGAUGCAGCGCAACUCUGAUAAGCGCCUGCUGCGGCUGUUGUUGACCGAUGGUAACGUGGAGAUUCCGGCGCUUGAGCUGUCUACGCUGCGAGCCUUCAGGGGCAUUCCCGUACCAGGUGAAAAGCUGUUGGUUCACAAAGACGCUGAGGUGCGCAACGGCUGCAUCAUUCUGACAGAGGAUAACAUAACAUUGCUCGGCGGGGAGGUGCAGCAGCUGAAGCAAGAUUUUUUAGCGCACCGUCGCCGACUCGAGGCUGGCUAUCAGACAAGCAACGGCCUCGACGGCGCACCGCGCUUCGAGCCCCUGCAGGUUGGUCAGCAUUAUCGUGGCAUUCAAGGUCCGGGAGGGUUGCCGAACGCGGCGGAGCGGCAAGGCGGUGCUCCUCCUCAGUGGUCGACUAACGCUGUGCGAGGCCGCGGUGGCGGCUUCAACAACAACUACAGUUACCGUGGUAGUGGUGGCGGGCGUGGCGGCGGACAUGGGCGUGGCAACGGCGGUGAGCGUGGACGUGGCGGCGGUGGCGGCUACCGCGGGGGUGGCGGCCGAGGUCACGGCGGUGACGACGGUCGCGGUCGCGGAAGAGGCGGUGGUGGGUACCGCGGGCGGGGCAGUUCAGAGUCUUACCACUUCGACGUGACAAGCGGGCCGCCCCCGGAAGAGAAGUUCCCAGCAAUAAACGAAGUGAAUUUCCCCCGGCUGAGUUGA